Camponotus floridanus (Florida carpenter ant) is the source of this 1370-nucleotide messenger RNA. It is a transcript of the gene VhaAC39-1, whose product is annotated as V-type proton ATPase subunit d. Gene Ontology annotation, cellular component: lysosomal membrane; proton-transporting V-type ATPase, V0 domain; vacuolar proton-transporting V-type ATPase complex. The transcript is spliced from 6 exons. Gene Ontology annotation, biological process: proton transmembrane transport; vacuolar transport; vacuolar acidification. NCBI's taxonomy places the organism in Eukaryota, Metazoa, Arthropoda, Insecta, Hymenoptera, Formicidae. The record is from RefSeq and is a predicted model, not a curated record. Gene Ontology annotation, molecular function: proton-transporting ATPase activity, rotational mechanism. Bases 154 to 1200 code for a protein of 348 amino acids.
UCAGCUCUGGCAAUGAAUUUUGGAACGCAGUCCGUAUUGGUCAUAUGAUUUUCACGAAGGAAAGGGCGAGUCGUGUGAGAUCCAGUUUCGAACUUGGCAUAUAUUUUACGACUUUUCCUCAUCAACGUAAUUCAAAAAAAAUUUCGUCGCAGAAUGAAGGGAUGCAUAUUCAACAUUGACGGCGGCUACUUAGAAGGUCUGUGCCGUGGUUUCAAGUGUGGCAUACUUCAACAGAGCGAUUAUCUGAAUUUGGUUCAGUGCGAGACGCUCGAAGAUCUGAAACUACAUUUGGCUGGUACAGACUACGGCAGCUUUUUGGCAAAUGAACCAUCUCCACUUUCUGUUAGUGUGAUUGAUGACAAAUUGAGAGAGAAAUUGGUUGUAGAAUUUCAACAUAUGCGCAAUCAUUCCGUUGAGCCCCUGUCUCAAUUUCUAGAUUUUAUCACUUACAGUUAUAUGAUUGACAACAUUAUUCUGUUAAUCACUGGUACUUUGCAUCAAAGACCUAUUUCAGAAUUAAUUCCAAAAUGCCAUCCACUUGGUAGUUUUGAGCAAAUGGAAGCAAUCCAUGUUGCUGCCACACCUGCUGAGUUGUACAAUGCUGUAUUGGUAGAUACACCCUUGGCACCUUUCUUUGUGGAUUGCAUAUCUGAGCAAGAUUUGGAUGAGAUGAAUAUUGAAAUAAUAAGGAAUACACUUUAUAAAGCUUAUUUGGAAGCAUUUUAUAAAUUUUGUAAAGAACUUGGGGGUACAACUGCAGACACUAUGUGCGAAAUACUUGCUUUUGAAGCAGAUAGAAGAGCAAUUAUUAUAACCAUUAAUUCGUUUGGAACUGAAUUGGGUAAAGAUGAUCGUGCAAAAUUAUAUCCACGCUGUGGACGUUUGAAUCCAGAUGGAUUAGCAGCUUUAGCAAGAGCUGACGAUUAUGAACAAGUGAAGGCUGUAGCAGAAUAUUAUGCUGAAUAUAGCGCUUUAUUUGAAGGCGCAGGUAACAAUCCUGGUGAUAAAACUUUGGAAGACAAGUUCUUUGAGCAUGAAGUUCGUUUGAAUGUUCAUGCAUUUCUUCAACAAUUUCACUUUGGAGUAUUCUAUAGCUAUUUGAAAUUGAAGGAACAAGAGUGUCGCAAUAUUGUGUGGAUUGCGGAAUGCGUUGCUCAAAAGCAUCGUGCUAAAAUAGAUAAUUAUAUUCCUAUAUUUUAAAUGCUACAAUAACGUUAAUUAUGUUCAUUUCUGCAACAAUAAUGAAUUUAUUAAUAUAUGUUAAGAUAUUUUCUAAUAUUGUGAACUAUAUGAUAAUGUUAUAAUUAUCAGAGGAAGAAAAUCUUCUGAAAUUGUUUGAAAAAUAUCCAGAAUACUUAUUAUAGAAAGUA